This is a messenger RNA of Otolemur garnettii (small-eared galago), 769 nucleotides long. Its product is annotated as target of EGR1 protein 1. Gene Ontology annotation, biological process: snRNA 3'-end processing. Lineage: Eukaryota; Metazoa; Chordata; Mammalia; Primates; Galagidae. Bases 107 to 769 code for a protein of 220 amino acids. The record is from RefSeq and is a predicted model, not a curated record. The transcript has 7 exons. Gene Ontology annotation, cellular component: Cajal body; cytoplasm. Gene Ontology annotation, molecular function: 3'-5'-RNA exonuclease activity; snRNA binding.
GAGUGCGAGACCCCGCCCCAUCCCCUGCCGCCAGAGCCGACUCCAGUGGCAAAGCGGAAGUCGCGCCUACCCAACAGAACCACUCAGGGAGGAGACGCGAGGCGUCAUGGCCGCCGACAAAGAAGAUGGCGCAGCUUCAGAUCCAGCGGUUUCCGAAGAUGGUGUCAGCAAAAGCACAAAAUCUGGGGAGGACCUAGCAGUCCAGGUUCCCGUGGUGGAUGUGCAAAGCAACAACUUCAAGGAGAUGUGGCCAUCCCUCCUGCUGGCCAUAAAGACAGCUAACUUCGUGGCUGUGGACACGGAGCUGAGUGGGCUUGGGGACAGGAAGAGUUUGCUGAACCAGUGCAUCGAAGAACGGUACAAGGCUGUGUGUCAUGCUGCCAGGACCCGUUCUAUCCUCUCCCUGGGCCUUGCCUGCUUCAAACAGCAGCUAGACAAGGGAGAACAUUCCUACCUGGCUCAAGUCUUCAAUCUCACCCUGUUGUGCAUGGAGGAGUAUGUCAUAGAACCAAAGUCUGUACAGUUCCUGGUACAGCAUGGCUUCAACUUCAACCAGCAGUAUGCCCAGGGGAUCCCUUACCAUAAGGGCAAUGACAAGGGUGAUGAGAGCCAGAGCCUAUCAGUACGGACACUGUUCCUGGAGCUGAUCCGGGCUCGGCGGCCCCUAGUGCUACACAAUGGCCUUAUAGACUUGGUGUUCCUGUACCAGAACUUCUAUGCACACCUCCCAGAUAAUCUGGGAACCUUCACCGCUGACCUGUCCUCCUAG